AGAGCAUCUGGCAAUCUGUAUUACCAGUGAAUUUUUUAAACCUUUUCUCAGACAGACAGACAAAGUGUUGGUCUUCCAACUUUCUACCAAAGGUGUCACUGCAGGACCAUUAUCUCAUGGAAGCAUAUCCUUGUCCUUGAGCACUUUCUCGGGAAACAAACAGAUAGUCUGAAAACUGCAAAUGGCUUCAAGUGGGAUUGAGAUGGGGCUAGUCCUAGUCCUUGUUACAAUGCUUUGGACAGGAGCCGCGGCUCAAUCAGGUUGCAGUAGUGUGCUCAUUGGAAUGGCUCCGUGUCUGAAUUAUGUUACUGGGAGUUCCUCAAGCCCAUCUUCAUCUUGUUGCUCAUCACUUGCUAGUGUUGUUCAAUCACAGCCACAAUGCCUUUGCACUGCGCUCAAUGGUGGUGGUUCAGCAUUGGGCAUCAACAUUAAUCAGACGCUUGCUCUUGCAUUACCUGGAGCAUGCAAUGUGCAAACUCCGCCUGUUAGCCAGUGUGAUGCUGCUAGUGGACCGACAACAAAUCUUGAGGGUUCUCCUGAAAUUUCACCAGUGGUAUCUUCAGAUGAAACUCUGAAUUCUCCAACUCCCUCAUCAGUGUCAGCAGGAUCUAAAGCAGUUCCAUCAAAAGGCUUAACUUCUGAUUGCAAUACUCCAAAGAUGUCUUCUCAGAUUGUUGCCCUCUUUCUGCUCACAGCUUCGUAUGCUUCAACUUUCAGCAGCUUCUGAGUUUUCUUAGGAGCUUCGAGGUUGUAGAACUAAAUAUGGUGAUAUAUGGAUAAUGCUGUUUAUUAUAAUUUGAAACUUCUAUAUGUGGUUUUCUUUAUGAAUGUUGUAUUUUCUGUCGUUUGAAGUUAUGUAUGGGUUGUUUGCUACAUGAAUGGAAAACUACAUGGUUUUCUGUUCCCUUACCUCUUAAACUUGGUUGCUUCUAUUGAUAAUGAGCAAUAUAAAUGAACUAAAUAGUGUUUCUGUUCC
Cornus florida is the source of this 976-nucleotide messenger RNA. RefSeq names its product non-specific lipid transfer protein GPI-anchored 5-like. Bases 182 to 727 code for a protein of 181 amino acids. Gene Ontology annotation, molecular function: lipid binding. NCBI's taxonomy places the organism in Eukaryota, Viridiplantae, Streptophyta, Magnoliopsida, Cornales, Cornaceae. The transcript is spliced from 4 exons. Gene Ontology annotation, biological process: lipid transport. The record is from RefSeq and is a predicted model, not a curated record.